Molecule: messenger RNA, 906 nt
Organism: Triticum aestivum (bread wheat)
Lineage: Eukaryota; Viridiplantae; Streptophyta; Magnoliopsida; Poales; Poaceae
Product: protease HtpX homolog
Exons: 6
Coding region: 40-720 (226 amino acids)
Biological process (GO): proteolysis
Molecular function (GO): metalloendopeptidase activity
Source: RefSeq, a predicted model, not a curated record
CACUAUUUUGCUGAUGCAGGGCCGGUUUCUGAGCAAGUUAUGGUUCUUCAAAACAUUGGAUCAUCGGUUCUCGUCUCUGAAAACCAGUUACCUGAACUUCACCAGCUCAUGACCGAAGCUGCGAAAAUCCUGAACACGGAAGCACCCGACUUUUACAUACGGCAAAACCCUGUCCCUAACGCUUACACCUUAGCGAUAAAUGGGAAAAGGCCGUUCGUCGUCGUCCACACUAGCCUCGUGGAGCUGCUCACUAGAAAGGAAUUGCAGGCUGUUUUGGCACAUGAGCUGGGUCACCUCAAGUGCGAUCAUGGCGUCUGGCUUACCUUUGCCAACAUACUAACAAUGGGAGCAUAUACCGUGCCUGGUUUGGGAAUGGUUGCCGGGUUCCUUGAAGAACAGCUGUUCAGGUGGCUGCGAGCCGCGGAGCUGACCUGCGACAGGGCGGCUCUUCUCGUAGUACAAGACCCCAAGGUUGUCAUCUCAGUCCUGAUGAAGCUCGCGGGAGGAUGCCCGUCCCUGUCGGACCAGCUGAACGUGGACGCCUUCCUGGAGCAAGCCCGCUCCUACGACAAGGCCUCGUCGAACCCGGUCGGGUGGUACAUCCGGAACGCUCAGACGAGGGAGCUGUCGCACCCUCUGCCCGUGAUGCGAGCCCGCGAGAUGGACGAGUGGUCGCGGAGCCAAGAGUACAGGACCCUGUUGCAAAAAAUGUUUCGGUAGGAUGUCGGUCUUGUCUGUCUGUGUACGAAUGAAAUGAAAUACAGUAGAAGAUAGCUUUGGAGUGGUGGUGGUGGUGGUACAAAACUAAAGAAGCAGUAGAGCUGAGCAGAGUGUAUAUAUACAUCAAUACAUGCAACUGAAAAGUAGAUUGGGUGCAGUAAAUGUUUUAAACUUUUCGAAUGAGCA